Messenger RNA from Xyrichtys novacula (pearly razorfish), 35474 nucleotides. Lineage: Eukaryota; Metazoa; Chordata; Actinopteri; Labriformes; Labridae. The record is from the annotation of a GenBank genome assembly.
UCUUGUGUUCGUCUUGAUGUCUUAACCCCCUUCUGUCUAACGCUGUUGUGUUUGAGGAUUUGGAUUUCUAGGACUGAGUGGAGGCGGAUCCAUCAGACUCAGAGCUCCAAUAAUAAAGAGAGUGCUCAGAUGAAGGGAGGGGUGAAGAGGGUGAGGAAGGGGCUGCUCCCCUUUUUGAGUCAGACUCCUCUUCUCAGGAUGGCACACAGACCUCAAGACCUCCGCUUUCGGAUCGUCCUCUGGAUUUACAGCCGCUGAAACUUCUCCUCCUCUGAAGGACUCUUCUUCAAAACUUGUUUGGGAUUUUUCCUUUCAAGAAGAGAGGUGGACCCCAGAGAGCUGGACCCGAAUCGCACUGACUCAGGUCACUGAAGGUCUGGAGCGCGUGGAGAGGCGCGUGUCGUCCAGCCGUCACCUCUGUGUUUGUGCGUUAAGAUGCUGAACGACAUCAAGGUGGAGGACAGACUGAGGACAGACAGCUGUCUGCAGGAGAGAGCCGGUCAGUCUCACUGUGUGAACACUCAGGACAACACUGCGAAGUUUAACAAGUUUGAUUUGUGCUUUUUUAAUUCUUUAUAACCUAUAUGUUUAAAUGUUGUGUUUGUAUUUUUGACCAUACUUCAUCUCAAAUCCAAAUGACGCACGAAUGAAAACGUAAAAUCUAUCGCCUUACCGCAGUCAUCAAUAAUCGAUAAUUAGCCUGUACAGGAAAUCAUGUAUCAUCAGUUCAAUGAAAUCUGUAUUUUCAUCCAAAAUAUCGAUCUCCCCCCAGCUGUCUGCAGCACCAUCUUAUUUUUCAGCUUUAUACUAUUUCUCUCUUUCCUGUUUGACCCAAAGUAAGGAAGACAAAUCGGUAUAUUUUAACGCUUUUCUGCAGCUCAAAGAAACACGAAUUUCAAACAAAUCUGAUGUUUACUGUCAGCUGUGUGGUUUUACUCUCAGGACCUGCAGAGACUCGGUGAAGCUGCACGGCCGCAGAUCUGUGUGUUUCCUCGAUCACAUCCAAAUGAGAUAGAAAGAAAACAGCUGAAUCAAAACAAAUUAAAGAAAUUUCACAUUCAGAUCAAACGGGUAAAAUUUUGUGCAUUACAUCUGAUUUUUCAUAUUUGUGUUAUUGUUUAUUUCCGAGUUAAAUUGAACUGAUUGUCUCUGUCAGCUCGGAGCUGAACUUUGCAAACAGACCUUUAAUUUGUCCAGCAGCAGCAGCUCGGAGCUCAGACAGAUUCUAAGCUCUGAUCGGGGGUUUUAAAACAUGUAGGGACUGAUUCAGCGCGUUGAAUCAGAGCUGAGUGUAAGCGUGGUGUGUUAUUAUGUGUUUCGGUCUUUUCGUUCUUGGUUUGUUACCGGCUCGUGUUGCUGCAGGAUCUAAUGAGCUCGUUGGAGUUCAGGUAAAAUGUUAUUUUUUUUAUAGAUGAAAACUUACACUAACUUAGUCAAACAUGCACUGGAAAUACUUUAAACAUGCUCAGUCAGUGAUAUCUGAAAUCGUUAAGAAUCUUUUUAAUAUAUUUCUGACGCUAAGUCACAUCUGCUGGAUUUAAAGCAAAAAGAAGCUGAUUUCCACCCGCUGUGUUUAGGAUUAAAUGUGUGUAUCCACAGCUUCAGUGAAAAGGACAAUGACAGAAAUGUGGCAGCUGCUUUCUGCACACCUCCACAACACCCACAUUUGUCAUGUCUGUCUUUCCUCACUCUUUUUUUCUGAUAGAAGUUUAAAGUUUACCAAACUAUUUUUUGUUGGCGUUAAAUUCACUGUUUAUGCAAAUGUCAACGAAGUAAAAUCUGAUAACAAAAAAGAAAAACGACCAGCACCGUUUCCUUAAAUAAUAAGCUAUCAAACAAAAAGAAAGUGUAUCUUUGUAAUUUCAAAAUAUUUUUUCUUACUAUAUUCGUUGGAGAAUUAUGCCUCCAUUCCCAGUUUCAUGAUGAAAAGCUGAAUUCUGAUUUUGUGUUUUUAAUGUAAAAACAAGAAAAUAAAUGUCUCCUCAGAAAAAAAGGCUGCAGAGAUCUGCGUGGGUUCCGUUUCUAUUUUUCUCCAAUUACAAACACACAAAUAAUUCAAGUUACUACAGCUGAGAUCGACCCUGAAACCUGCAAGUCAAAACGAGUUCAAUACGAUCACAUCACCUUUUUUUUUCUUUCUGGAUCAGCUGAACUUUUUUUGACAAUAAAACAUUUAAAAACACAUUGUGCGGAUUUUUUUCAAGAUACCAUAAAUAUGAUGAACAUACUGUAAGAUUUCUGUAACCUAAUUUAUCAAUUUAAAAAAAAGACUAACCUGGAUCAGUUUCAGAGAAGUUCCACCGGAAGCUUUGACCCGGAUAGGUUCCCUUCAGGUCAGGAAGGUCCUUGAGUUUUUUUUUCCUUCCUUUUUUAAAAUCUUCACAAAAACAGAAAUUUGGGAGAAAUUAAAAAUCGUUUUCAAACAUGCAGAAAAAUCUGAAACACUGUCAGCUGAGUUUGAGCACGUGCAAAUCACGGACAAAAACAAGGCACGUGCGCUUGUAUGCUAUUAAUGUCACCAAUCUUUCGGUCGCUGCAGGACCCAAACUCUCCUUCUGUCUUCAUUUUAUUGAGACUCUCCUUCAACAGAGAGGUCCCGGACUCAGUCUCCAUCUCUCUCUGUUUUCCAGACUCGUGCUCCCCUCGGCAGCAGCUCGUGUGUGAGGGCUGCACGCGGAUCAUCUCCGACCGGUUCCUGCUGCGGGUCAACGGCGCGUCCUGGCACGAGGAGUGUCUGCAGUGCGCCGCGUGCCAGCAGCCGCUCACCGCCACCUGCUUCUGCAGAGACUCCAAACUGUACUGCAGAGAGGACUACCGGAGGUAAGGAGAGACCGGGACACGGGGACAAGGCCGGGCUGGUGUUUGUUUACUCUCAGUGUAGUCAAACCGUGAAGGAGGACUCACUCUGCUCUGUUUUUUUCACGAGUCUGAUUUUUUAUUUCAUCAUAUCUCAGAGUGAAUUUGUAGUAUUGAGGAGAAGAGUGAGGGCUGGUUAUGUGGAUAGAAGUUUCUCUCGUAGACUAAUGUCCCAAACGCCUUUCUUUUUCCCUCUCCAUAACCAAAUACACGUCGUUUCCCACAGUGAUCUAUCAGUGACUGACAGUGACUGACUUUUGUGCAAAACUCACUGCUAAUCAGAGAAAUGAGGAUGUUAGAAAUUAUCCAGCACCCCAAAGAAAUCACAGUGUUUGAAUGAUCAUUUUGGCUCUUUGCAGAAGGUCAUGGUUCACUCAAUAGCUUACUUAAUGGUUUACUUUCAUACAUAUUUCAUUAAUUUCAUUCAUACAUUUGCAUGAAAGAUACUCAAUGAGUAUUACUCAUGUAGCCUUAAAUGUAUUUGCUUCAAAAAAUACAGCAUGGGAUCAGAUUCAGAUGCAGCAGAAUAUGAUGAUCAGAGGUCUGUAAGAACAGCAGCUCAGAAUCAGAACAAGAAUGUCCUUUAUUGUCGUCAUACUAAGAGUAAAUCAAGAUUGCAGAGCUUCUCCUUUUCCAGUUCAAUAGACAAGUAAAAAUAAGGUAGUAAAAGUGCAAAUAUUUGAAAGAAAAAGGUACGAUAUAUACAAGACAAGAAUUCUACAGAACAUUAAAAUAAAACGUAUGUAUAAGAAUAAAAUAGAAAGAUAAAUACUAAAAAUAAUAUAAAAAAUAAAUAUAUAUAUAUAUAUAUAUGUGUGUUUGAAUAUUUAAUAUGUAUGUACAUUUUUUAUAUGUAUAUGGACAUGUAUUGCACAAGUUAAGGAUAUAUAAUCAACACAGCAGCAGUAAUGUUGGUAAUAUUGCCCUUGUUACCUCAUCUUGAGGGCUGGAGCUGGUUUAUGGGAGUUUAAGAUGGUGAUGGCUCGAGGGAAGAAGCCUCGAGCCUCAGCUCUGAUUGGAUGAAUUUGCUGCAUGGAAACUUGGAGACCAUAUUGCUGUAUUUCAUAUUUUUUAUAUUCCAGAUUAAUUUGGAAUAGAUGGUGGCUCUAAAACACCCAUGCUGCUCCUGCUGAUGGCCAUUUUUAUGUGCACAGACUCUCCUUCAUCAGCUGGUGGAGAUCUCUGUUGUUGCUUCUGGUCUGUUGUUUCUUUUAAACUGAGUUGACUGGAUUCAUUGAGGUCAUUUUCUGCAGAGGGUCAGUGUGCUGGUCUGCAUGUUUGGAUGAUCAGACCACUCGUAUUCUGCUUCUAGCCUUUUAAUAAUAAUAGUACGGUUGUUGGUGGACUCUGCUCCUCUGUAUUGUUUUCAUGCCCAUCUUGUAUUGGCUUCUGUGGCACCACUUUUUAAAUUUUUUUUUGCUGAAUUUUAAGAGCAUAUAAAACACAAUCUAAAGCAAUCAUUACUGUAAUCUGAAUAUGUCAGAUACAGUCUUUAAGUAGAGCUAAAGAAACUCUUCUCACUGCUUGUAGAGGUCAAGGUUCUUCAUUUAAUUUUCCAAAUAUUAAAACAGAGGACUUCUUGUUUGCAGAAGUUUUGCAUUCUGGGUCCAAAAAGACUUACCCGCUAAAUGGAGAGAGUGUGCAGAGUCAUGUGUUUCAGACAAUUCGAGUAAUAGUCAGUAUGCAUGCAUGUUUAAAUAUAUCAUUAGAACUGAAGUAAGAAGAUAAUAUGAUAAACAUAAUGUUUUAAAUUCAAGAAGCGAAAGAAAAGAAGUCAAAACAUCCAGAGACCAAGAAUUAACAGAGUGAUUUAACAGGAGAAAAAGUCAUGUUUUUCUGUUAAAUUCAGGUUUUCUGUUGAUCUGAAAACAUGUGCAAAUUUCAUCAAACAUGAGCAAAUAAAAAAAGGAAAAAACAGUGAUCUGGAUUAUUUUAGGAAGAGUACCUGUAGGAUUUGUAGAUCUGGAGGAACAGAUGGAAGCAGAAGAAGACAAAGAAAACAUGAUCAGACCGUCAGCAUCUGAAUCUGUUUGCUGUAUGGGGUUGUUUUUGUGGUGUGUCAGCUGUGUCUCUGCUACGAUAUGAGCUGUUUUAUUGUUGCUGCUGUUAUUUUUAAAAUUAUGAUGGAUUAUUUUGAUUACUGUCAAGGUUUGUGUCCUGUGUGCCGUCACCUUGUCCCCGACAGUGAAUGAGUGACGUCCUCAAGCUAUAAACUCUGUCAUGUCAGCCCUCACACUAAACAUGCUUCACUGUGGAGACUCUGUCUGCAGCGACAGGGAGAGCAGACCGUACACAGAUCAUCACAGACCUUAGAAACUGUCCCUCUGUUAAGUACAGUUUCAUUUUAGAAAUAUUAAAGAUUGAUAGAAAGAUAGAAAUACAGAGACAUGCAGGGUUGAGAGAUAAAAUACUAUAUUUAAGAGAUAAAAUAAAGAUAAAAAUAAAUUUACAAAUUCAAAUGUAAUGUAGAAGCUGUUUGUUCCUUUGUACACACCCAUGGCGCCCAUCAAAUACAUGUCUGUGUCCUAAGGUGCGUGGAGUAAGUGUGAUAAAGAGCGUGGUAAUAUUUAGAUUUCUCAUGUCGAUGCUGUUAUAUAUAAUUCCUUUUUGAAUUUGAUUCUCUCUUCUUUUAUUCAGGUUUCCCCUUUAUUUAUGUCUCUGGUGCUUUAUUUUGCUCUGAUAAUCUGCAGAAGGGGCAACACAGUUAACCAGUUUGAUACCAAUAAUAAAUCCACCAAUUUAUCUGUUUAUAGGUUUAUAGGCUAAAAGGUGAAGGGCAGUUAAGUUUAAAAAAGCAGCUGCAGUAUUAGUUUAUAAUAAUGAUUUUUAGGAGUUAAUAAAAAUGCUGUAUGUAAAUGAAAGGAUAGGUGUAUUUUUAUUCUUCAGCUGAGGAUGUGGACUUAUCAAAGCAGAAUUAGUAGCUGAGAGAUGAUCAUAGCAUUUGUUUUGUUCUAUAAUCUUAUUACGUUCUCUUGAGGAAUGGGUGUCAUUAUUUCAUCAGUACCAUUAUAAGUACUGCCUACUUAUACUGAUGCUUAUCAAUACUCUGAUCAGUAUCGCUCACUAUAUUUGGUGCAAAAGAUUAAGACCUGACAUGAAAAAUAUAGAUUACAUUUCUGGCCUCUCAUUCUGGCCUGAUUAAAUCUGCUCCUACAGUCAUGUCUCUCAUUGGUGAAUUCUCUUUCCUGCUUUAACGCCUAAAUUUGAUUGGCUGAAAUGAUCCCAGAGAGUUACACUCCACCCACAUCACAAACCUGAAAUAUAUGACACAUGAGAUUUUAUCAUUUUAAGCAAAUAGAAUUAUAUUAUUAUUGGAAAAAAAAGAAUUAUAUGAUUUAGGGGUUGAUUAUUAGUCAGUUAAUUAUCAUGAUUUUACCAGGAUAGAAGUGAUGGGAUAAAUUCAUGGUUAAGCCAGUUAAGAGCGGCAACUGUUCAAACUGUGAUAGAAAGAACUGGUCAGCUGUGUGGUCGACACUCAUCAGCAUAAAACACUGUUAUCUUUGUUGUUUGACACUAUUGGAAUUUUGAUCUAUUAUGUAAAUCUCAAUCAGAUAUGCUUCAUAAAAGAAAUCCCAGAGUGAUAUCAGGAGUUGAUCAUGUCUCCUCAUGGCAUCGUGUCCUUAAUCCCUGAGAUUUUGCUGCUCUCUCUCUCUCUCUCUCUUUGUCGAUUCUUUUCUUUCUGCGCUGCAGCUCAUUGUGUCUUAAAAUUAUUUUCAAUUACAAUCUUAGUUUCUCUUAGUUUAAAAACAUUUAUUUUAUUGUAUUUAUACAGUUUUAUUGUUACUUUCCAACUCCAUUUAGUGAAUUUAAAUGAAAAUUAAAAAGAUACAGAUUACAUUAAUAACUUGAAUACAAUGACAAAUGUUGUAAAACUGAGGACCCCAAAAAUAAAUCUUUACAUGAAGCGACAUAAAAUGAAAACAGAACAGAAAUAGUAGUUUACUAAAGCAAGUGUGCUGCUGUGACUCUGCUCUUUUUCCUCAUGUGUCUGUGUGCGUCUUUUAAGUCAAAGUAUUUUGAAUAUUUAAAGCUGACUCUGGUGUUGAGUUUAGGAAACUUCAGCUUACACUAUUUUAGCGCUGAAAGAGGUAUGCAUUUUUUAUCCAACAUUUAGAGAAGCCAAGCACGUCUCAGACAUAGCUGUAGGCCUGGGCGUUUUGGCCAAAAAGAUGAUCACGAUAUACUUUGUCAUAUUGUCCGAUCUCGAUUAUUAUCCAGAUUUUUUUUUAAACUGCCAGUUUUAAAGCAUCUGCACUUAAAACUAAAGAAUAAAUUGAUAAAUACUAAAUAAAACGUUAAAUAACUUUUCUUCUCAACAAUAACAUCUUUGGAGGAUGACUCAAAGUCAUGGCUGACAUCUAUUUUACUGCCCUCAGCUCCAUGUUCGGUUACUCUGUUUACUUGUCCAGCAAUUUACAGAAGUGAGCAGGAAAAGCUCGACUCUGAUUGGCCGUUGUGAUGCACAUUAAUCACAGCUCACAGCUGAUCACUGUGAUCGGACUGAAAUUUAUCACGAUCGUUAAUCACGAUCAUAUAAUCGCCCAGUCCUACAUAGCCGUCUAUUUCUCUGUUUCUCUGAUGUCCUGAUGCUGGUUCCUCAAACUGUGCUGCCUCUGACUGAAACUGUACUUAUUUAUCAUUCACUCUUCGCCCCUCUCUUUGCUCCAUCUCUUUUUUUUUAACGUGUAAAUGAGCAGUAGCCUUUUGUGGGACGUGUGGCUGUAAAAGUUCACAGGUUUGUUUCAUCGUAAAACAGAUGACCUGGUGACUUUAGCAUCAAUCAAAUCAAAGCGCUGCCCCCUGCAGGUGAGGAUCCAGGAGUAAAUCCUGGACCUGGGCUCAGCGGGCGUCCUCCUUCUCUGAGCGGGGGUUUAAGUAAAGAGGAGGGGGUGCUCAGAGUCUGCUCACAGGACCGACAGAGGUCUCAGCAGGAGCUGCUCAAAGCUCCGCUGUGUUUGGAUUCCUCAGCUGAUCAACGGCCCGGCUCUGAGCUACAAAAACAAGCUGAGUGAAAACUUUAGGGAUUAUGUUUCAUUACCUCUGCAGAGAGAGAGCGAGCAGCCACAGGUCGUCCUCCUCCCUCAGCCUCCACACCACCAAACACCAUCUAACACCAGCAAACACUCUCAGUGAUUAAUGCUGCUGCUCCUCUGACCCUCCUCCACUUCAAACACAAACUACAUGAAACCAGAACAGGAGCUGAGGAGGGACAGACUUCAGAUCAGACCUGACCUGAGACCAGCUCUGCAUUCCUCUAUCACUCUGAGACCGACUCUAAAACAGGAGAGGGACACAAAUCAUGAUGAGGCUGGAGGACUGAAUGUUUGUCAGUCCGUGUGGAUGGAGAUAGAUGAAUCUGCUCCUGCACAUUCAGGAGGGCUCAUUAAUCAUGCUUUAAUACUACAACAGUGCUGUCUAACUUUUGGUCCACCUCCCAAGAGGUGCAGAUGUGGAGUCAAGGUGGGCCUUCAGCCUCCAUGCUAGCAGCUACAGUGUUCCUGCCUGUCAAUCAAGUCAGCCACGCCUCUAACGCUGCAAAACUCACCUUAAAAAAUCACAGUGACUGAAACCUUUUCUUGAAGCAGGCUGUAAAUUUUUAUGAUCUAAAGAGGGUUUUGUUUUUUUUAAUGAGUGUGUGUGGUUUGUGCUUCUGGUGGACACUUGAGGAACUGCAGUUUUUAGCACUUCAUCUUUAGGUUUAUUUCUCAAGACCGGAGGUUGCCGCUUGGUUUGAAGCAGACACUCACAGUUAUGAAAAGUUUUGUGACUCUUGUGUCAGUGUUUCCUCUUACUACUCUCCCUUUGGCAAAACUUUUUUUGUCAGAUGGUAGAGGAAAGUCCCGCCCUCCUUCGACUCUGAUUGGCUAGAAGUGCUGUGCUCUGAUUGGUUAUUCCAAAUGGCUGUGAAACGUCAUCGUCUGUCGGGUUAGGGUUAGGGUAAGGGUUAGGAUGAGGAUGAGGAUGAGGGUUAGGGUAAGGAGAUUCAGAAGUGCGAUAAUGUUCUGUUAUGUUCUGUUUAACGUACAGAGCCGACAGCCUGCAUUUGGCUUGAGCAUGUGAUGACGUUUUCAGCUUUUCUAGCCAAUCAGAGGCGAAGGAGGCGGGACUUUCACCUACCGUCCUACAAAAAAAAAUCGCCUCCCUUUCCUGUGAUAAUCUGGCGCACGCAGCACUACAGGACCCUCAUUGGUCAACACGUCUCUGUAAUUCAUGGUGUCAUAGCCUCUGUUAUUGUAUCAAAAAAUAACUUUAUUGCAAACUUUUUAUAAAAGCAACCACAGUGAUAUUAAUCAACUGUAAUGACUGAAACCAUGUUUAGAAAUUUUUAUUUGACCUGGAUUUGGAUUUUUGAGUUUGACGUUUGUCCUAUGGGUUAGCUCAGAGGAGGCGGGGCUUAUGUCAGUAAUCAAAUUUGCAUGAUAACCAUUCACCAUAAGAAUACUGUGCACUUUUUGAGAGUCUGUUUCUGAUGGGAAUCCUGAGUAGAAGUCUAUCACACAUUUCUGAUCCUGUGUUUGUGAGCAGCUGAAAUGGCUUGAUGUCAUGACUCCUUGUGGCGAAAAAAGUGGGUUUUCUACGAUGUUUGUGAAACGAGGAAAAAACCGAGGGGGAAUUUUUAACCACAGGAGUCACCCAGCUGCUUUUAAGACUCAGAUGUUUACGAUUGAGUGAGAGUCAGUAGGCAGUAAAUAGCGUCUGGUCCGUGGGAUAACACCACAUUGUCAUUGCUCAUAGUUUUGUACGUGAAAUCACAUUUCUCUCAUCCCCGGAAACACCUCUGCACCAAGCAUAGACAGCUGUGUCCCCAGCAUGGAGACUUUUCUGCAGAAAAUUCACAGCGGGGUAGACGAUGAAAGUGCAAACCACGGCUGCAGAGCCAAACCACAGCGUAAGGAGGAGGCGGGGAGCAGAGACUGUAGAGUGGCGUGGACUGAAACAGUCAGAUUUAUAGAGUAUGGUGAGGGUGAGACAACACGUCCAAGGAGCUCGUUAAAUUAGUGAGAGCAGCGACCAGGCAGAGAGACAUAUGAAGCAGAUCCUCCCGUCCCUCUGAUCAGGACAGACAGACAAACGUCACAGUGUGGACUCAGUUUUAUAUCUUCCACUGUCUUUACCCAACAGUCAUAAAAUGCUCACUGAUGUUUUAACACUAAAGGGCACCCUUUAGUUUUCAUUUUAACAUACCCUUGAAGAGCUGUUUUUAGGUACUCUUUUGGCUUCCUUUUUGAGCAAAUUGGUAUGUUUGACUGGAAUUCCUUUAUAUCUGCCUCAGGUGAAAAAGUGCCUUUUUGGGUCUAUUUUAAAGUACCUGUAAGCAUCUGUAUAAGGUUCUUUUAGUGACUUUGGGACUUUCAACAUUAACCUGAGCUUUGGCUCUAUGUGCCCCUUUUUAGGCACAUCAGUACCAUUUCAGUGUUUUUUCAAAGUGCACUAUAGCAUCUGCUUUGAGGUACCUGUGUACAUUUUACUAAAGUAGAAAGUAGAUCAUUGGAUUUUGUCUUUAGAGUCAUUCUCCUCAGACUGACUAACUUCGAGGUUUGUUUUCUUAAAGCCUGUUUAUUUCAGAAGGUUCACGCAAACAGUGAGUUGCAGUAAUCUGUCUCAGUCUAGUCAAGUUUAUACCACUCUGGCUGCUCUGAAUGUGGUAGUAGAGUUUUCUUGCGCUCAGAGGACAGCCCCUCUGUGCAGAUACAUGUUUGCCAGUCUUUGGCUGCACUCCCCUCUCCGUCUCCCCCGUUUCUCCCCCUUAAAUGGUUUUAAAGUUGCAGCCUCCCCUGGGACUCCGGCUGGCAUUUAGCAUGCCGGGACCCCAAGGGCUCAUCCAAAACCUGCACGCUCCAAGCUGUCCACCAUAGUAGCUCCUCGCUCUCAGAGGAGACCUUUAACACUUACACACACGCACACACACACACCAGCACAAACACACACUCUCUUUUUCCCACCACUCUCUCCUUUCCUGCCUUUGGAAAUGAAAGAAGUGUGUUUUGAGGGUGUUACAGUCAGUACCUCUUUAAUUUUCUUAAUGAUUUUGCUGCAGAUCCUUCAGAUGAAUUUGUCCCUCAUCAUUGGAACAAACAGACAUCUGCAAUCAGUCUGAAAUCAUGACCGAUUUUCGUGUCAAUCAAAAUCUGUAUUUUCUUUGCUCCUGGUUUAAACCUGCAGGUGUAAAGAAAAUGCUCGUAGGACUGAGUGAUACCAUCAAAAAUGUUUUCGUAAUGUUUAUAACAGCCAAUAUUAAUAAUUAUCUAGAAAGAUGUCAAAUAUGAGGGUUUAUCUUUGCUCUGGGGUGAAAUUUGAAGUAGCUCAAACUGGGGUCAUAUGCUGAGAAAAGCUUCUUGAAUCCCUCAUUUUCCUCAGUGUUAAUCAGAAGCACGUCUUGUUAUGGAAUAUGCUACUUCACAUGUCAGGUCUUUGCAUCUUUUUCCUAUUUUAGACAUACUUUUUUGUUAAGCAUGGUGCUGGGAAAUGCUGAUGUGGGGAUUUGUUGUUGGUAAGUCUCUUUUCAGAGCUCCAUGAGGCUUCACUGGCACUCAUCUGAGACUGUCAUUUCUCUUUUUCUGUGUGGAUGAGCGGGACUUAUUGUUUCAAAUGAUGAAAAAUUUUGUGAUCUUGUCUUAGUUGGCAGGUCUUCAGCACAGUUUGCAGUGCAUGCUGCUCUGUCUGACUGUAAAUAGCCGAAAUAUCUCCAAACAGCUGAAGUUGAGCACUCUUUUUUUUAUGGACGGUAAAAAUGUAUUAUCCAAAUUUCAGACAAUACUGCCAUCUCCAUCCUGCUGCACAGAGACACAGACCCCUCAUUACAUUUUGCUAAAGUUCUGUUUUGUUCAGUGAUUUGAAGGCAACGACCUCCCUUUACAUUGCAAUAAAUCUCAGGAAACUAAGCUGAACGCUCGAUCAAUGGCAGCUCACAGUGAAAGAAAAAGUCAGGCUCUUACAGGAACCCUCCGGUAUCUCAGAGGACAGAAUCCGGUUUGGGAUGUUGGCAAUAACAGAAAGUGUCUGACCCACCACACAUAUUCCUGUCUUAGUAUGACCUCUGACCUUCUGGCAGACGAUAGAGUCCUCCAAUGCAAAAUGAGCAGCUUCAAAACUCCUUAGAGAUCAUCUCCAUUAACAGAAAAAACGUCUCUCGAGGCUUUGAGGCUUCUGUCGUUACACUGAGAUGUUCUUAUCUUAGCUUUUAUCUCCCAUUGAAGCUGCUGUCUGAUGCAGUGCAGACAAUGUACAGUAUGUAUUUUUUGUGAUCCCUGUCUGUAACUGUUGGUUGGCAUUAAUGUGGAUGCAGUUUGGCAUGUGUAGCUCUUCAAUACAAGACAAAAAAUCCCAGAAGUCGAGAUAAAGUUGUUGAACGGUCUCUGAUCUUUACGUAUUGUAUUGUAUCAUAUAUCUUCAUAUAUCUUCUUCAUAUAUCAUAUACAUUGUGUAGUUUAAUAUUGUAUCAUCUCAUAUCAUAUCUUAUCUCAUAUUAUAUCCUAUCAUAUCAUGUCAUAUUGUCUCAUUUGGUAUCAGAUGUUGUUUAAUACCAAGUCACAUGGUAUCUCACAUCAAGCCACAUCCAAUAAUUUUGUGUCUCUUAUCCUAUCACAUCAUAUCACACUGUAUUAUAGGUGGUCUCAUAUUAUAUCAUAUAGUAUCACAUCAUGUCAUAUCAUAUUGGUUCAUUUUGUAUCAUAUUGAUUUGCAUUGUAUGGUACAUUUUUAUCAUAAUUACUGUAUUUGGAGGUUUGAUUACAGAUUUGAGCAUUUCAAAGUUUUAUUGAAGGUUUCUCUAAAAAAAAAAAAAAGACCUAAUUUUUGUGAAGUUUUAUUGCUCAGCCCUAGUUACAUGUUUUUAUAUGAUCCCUUGACUACAAUUGAGACUUGAGCUGAUUCGUGUUGUUUCGUUUCUAUAUUUGCAGCACAUUUUUUGACUGCAGCAAACAAAGAAAACAUUCAGACUCUAACAUCAUGGAUAAUAAAAGUAAUGGCAAUUACAUCUUUUCAUAAUAUCAAGGAUACCUUUGUAGUGUUUCUGUUUCUUAUCUGCUUAUUUCCAAUCAUCUGAUGAUAUUUCAGCUUUUUGGGAGCAGAAAUGAUUUUUCUCUGAUUCCUUUUUCGAUAUUUGGGCUGAGAAAUUUAAUUUUAUCUGCUUGUUUUUGCUUUUUUAUCCACCUUAGAGAACAAAUUCAUCGUCAGCUGCCUGUAUUUCAAAAGUGUAUAUGUAGAUGAUUCGAUUUUUAUCUCUAUUGAAACUGACGAAUCUUCACUUCUUCAGAGAGAUCAGGGCUGCAGGGGGGCUGUGGUACAUGCACAAAACAAGUGCUGGUACUGGAUAAAAAACUGGAUCAGAUAUUUUAUGAUUUCCCGCUGAGCUGAACUAAAGUCAGAAAUCUUCACACAUAGUAGCUUUAAAAAAAUAAGUGUUAUAUCUCCUCCCCUCCCUCUGACAUCCUGUGCUUUGGUAAACAUGAUCCUGCUGUGCUGCAUCUCGUUCGAACAGUUACUCUUGCUGCCAUUUGGCUCUUGCAGAGCUGGAGGUUGCCAUGUGCAGCUUUAAGGGGGAUAACUCUGAACUCUCCAAAUACACUUAGCAAACAGAGACAUCUUUGGUUUUCAACGCCGCAUCACUACCGACAAUCUGGAGCUCAGCGCAGAUCGUCAGCUUCCAUCUGACAUGGUACAGACAGGAAGAAAAAUGCAUGUUUAACACAAAGACAUGGAGUUAUACUAUACAUGCAGAACUUUAGAAAGCACUUUCAGGACUCAAAGAUCAGCGUCUCCGUGAACUCAGAUGAAUCCACCACAAUGCAGAUUGUUUUCCAUGUCAGACCUUUAAACAUUUGCUGUGAAUUCAUAGAUUCAUCCAAAUGUACACCAGGGACAUACCACCAAUAAGGUGCUUUUAAAGAAUUGAUAAUUGGAUAAAAAAUCUGUGAGUAAGGCUUAAGGAUAUUUAUUUCAACAUUUAACUGCCAUGCGCGAAACACUGAAAUGUGCAUGCGCAAAAUGGAGCAUGCGUCAGUGUUUUCAUUGAAAAACCUGACUUGCUGUUGAAGUCAGCAAAAACGCCAUUUCCAUUAUCAUGAGAAAACGAUUUUUUUAAUGUUGAGAUAAUGGAAAUAAAAGUAUUUGAGAAAACAAACUUUGUUAUAUAAAGAUAACAAGAUUAUAAAUCAUUGUCCCAAGAUAACAGUGGGAUUAAAACAAAGGACUAUCUAUGGCCAUUCUCGGCCUCCGUACAAAACAAAACUUUUCCACUAUUUAAAUCUCCAUAAAUCAUCAGAUCAAACGGUUAAUGUGUCUGCUACUUAACUUUAAGGCUGAACUGCUUAAAAACACUACCUACUCUGUUAACAACUGCAGAUUCUGGCUUUCUGGAAAAUGGAAACAGUGGUCCGUCCUCUCUUGAAGAGAUUUUAAUAAGGAGGAUGUUAAGUGCAAUUUAGGCGUGUUUAUUUUUGCAUCAGGACAGUGUUGUAUAAAUCACUUAAUCUUCAGGAGACUCUCUCUCCUUUUUAGGCUGACUGACUUAUUGUACUCAUAAUUUUUUAAAAAUCCUGUUAACUCUUGAAUGGUUCACCAAAAGCUCCCAGCCUCAGCUUUACUUUAUCAGCUGAUCACACGACUUUACCUAAAGGAGAUUAAUAAACAAAGUCUAAAGUCAGAGUCCUUUUAAAUGAUCACUUUUAUACCAGAGAGCAGAUUUAAAGAAAUAACAGCACCCAGCAGACAUUUGGUCACAGUUUCCAGCUAAACACAGAGCAGACUGUGGUUGAGUUUAACAAGGAAACACCCUCUGAACACACACACGCACGCACAUGCACACAAGCCCACGCACAAGCAGAAACAAAGAACGCCCCAACAUUUUGACUCAUUUGUCCAGAGUUUUAGAGCAGGUCAACGAGAAACCUUUGUUUGCAGAGUCUGUAGAAAAACUGACUAACCAAUUCAUCUCUAAACCUGAAUACAACAGGAUGCCACUCCUCCUCAGAUGUUUUAAGAGAGUAGAAAAAAAAAUCUGAUAUCCAGGUCAGUGGGUAGAUAUCAGACCUUAGCUGUAGGGGAUACAGCCUGUUUUAUAAUGACUUUGUUUUUGUUGCACUUUCUGAGGCUGAUUUGAUACAAUAACACCUCUCUGAAUGAAAACAGCAGACUAUGUGUGUUUGAUGGGAUGUGUGGAAUAACUCUGCGGUGAAGUACGUCUUCAUUAUCGUCCUGACUGACAGCUCAGUCUGACGGGUGUGAAGUUCAGUGAGCAGAAACAAGAGCCUCACUUCUCGCAUGCCUGAUCAAUAAACACAGAUACAGUACACAGGUAAGAGCCCAGGUGACGCUGAUACACCUGGAUGACAGAGACAGGUGUCAGACAGAAUCAGGCCUGAAGGAUGGUGAGUCAGGGCUCAAGUAUUUAAGAUUUCUUCUGUCAGAGUUUUAUUAAAGAGCAAGAGUGUUUUACCCUUAGUGACCUCUUAAUACCAGAACCUUUUCUAUCAUUUCUGCACGUUAAAGCCCCUGUGAGGAUUUUUUUUCUUUUGACAUGAAAUUGACUUGAUGUCGAAAAGCAGAACAGACCACCAGCGGCAUGAUUUUUAGAUCGAAAUUUUUUAUGCCUGGAAGUGAUACAUGUGGGCAGUGGUUUGCCAGGCAGCUAGAAGAGUCACCCUGCUUUUAAUUUUUUUGCAUGAAAUAUUCACAAUAAAUGAGAAGUUCAAAUGUCAAAAGCCUGUAGAGUGAGAUUUUAGUCAGAGGACACUACUUAAGCAUGCAAAGACUACUUUGUCCACAGGAUGGUGCCAAAACGGACAGAAAUUAAAAGUUUUUAAAUGUUCAAAUUUGAAAAAACAAAAAUAAACAUAUAAAUGUUUUGCUGUUACCUUUUUCUGAUCUCGUUGUGUGAUCUGCAGAGUCUUUAGUCAAGUAUUUUUGAGUAAAAUUUUCUGAGCUUUAACCCUCACUGACUCAAAAGAAGAUGUUCGUCAAAAACCACAAUUUACAGCACAAACACAAAAAUGUGGAACACCGACUUAUUAAGAAAGUUAAUCAAAUUACAGCUAAUAGCAAAAAUAGGUUGAUGUAAUGUAAUUCCCACUUAUGAUGAGGCAAACAGCCACUUAUAGUAAAGGACUUUGGGGUGCCCAAUAAAUUUAUGGAUGGGGGAAGGGCACCCUGAGUUGAACCUUAAAGUCGCCCCUGAGUCUUCAUCUGUCCUCUUUCAGCAGCAGCAAAAGAGCAGCCUCCUUUCUACAGUUUCUUUAUGUCUUUCUGUGUCUGAUCUUUGGAAAAACUUAUCAGCAUGACUCCAAAUAACACAGCUCACUUUUUAAAUCAUCAGUUAUCACGUCAGGUAAUCCGUGUGUGGGCACGGCUCUACAAGACGAUCAAAAAUUGAGAGCAACGGCAACCAGCUGCACUGAACCUUUAAAACAGCAGAUUGAGAAGUUUAUCCUUAAUGUGAGACAAUGACCUCAGUCAUUGAAUAAAAAAGAAGCAACUACUCGACAUGUGUGUGUUUGUGUGUGUAUGUGUGUGUGUGUUUAAAGAGGACUCAGGCCUGUCAGCAGCUCUCAGUGUGCAGCUGUGCAUCACUCCUUUCUCAGCAAAAGCUGACGACACACACAGUCAGUAAAUUUACUCUCCUGGAUAACAAAAACAGAGUCACUUUUACAGCUAUGUACCUACUGUUUGUGUAAUAGCAGUUUCAUCUUUUUCACAUCUUUUCUUUGUUUGUUGAGGGAUUUUUUCUGUCCAACUUGCAGAUGCACUUUUAUGCUGCUGUACUUCUAGGGCAGAUCGAGGUGUAUUAGAGAGAAAAUAGAUCCUUAUAAGGCUGUGCGAUAAACCGAAAAUUUACCGAUACCGAAAUUUGCAACAGUAACCCACGUCAUUUUGCCAUGUCAGUAUAUUCAAUGUAAAAUAAAUAAAUCAAAGUUGGUUUUGGAUGUGUGUGGGUAGGCUAUGGUCUCAUGUCCCUUUAAGACGCUGUCCUAUGUCAGAGACGUGACUCCACCCCAUCCAGUCCGUAACAAAGAGGGAAAGACAGGUGAAGAGAUGGAGGAUGGUGUAAAAGUUGUAUCGUCUGGAGCGGCGGCUGAAGUAGACGAAGUUAAUGUGGGAGGGGGUGAGCAUCUUGUGGAGUAGUUAUUGUCCAUUUAUCGUUAUAGAGGUGAACUGCUCAAUAUAUCAUGAUAUUGAUUUGAGGCCAUAUCGGCCUAAUGUAAUUCAUGGAGUGUUACUGUUACCUUUUAAACCCAUUCACCUGCUGGAGUUUAACUAGAGAUAGAUGUAUGUGAUGUGUGCGUGCGUGUGUUAGUAAAUUACCCAUAAUUACUCACUAUAUUAACUUUCCCCUUGCUCUAUGUUGUAAACACACCUUGAUGUCUCUCCCUCUCCGUUUUUAAGGUGAUGACAGAAGAGAUCAAAAGACUCUUCUGAUAUAAUUCAUCUUGUAUUUCUAAAGUUUGAUCAUCUCUAUUGAUUAAAAUCACUUCACACACACACUGGAGUGAACUGAAAACAGAGAAAUCAGACAAAAACACCUGCAGGCGCAGCGUGUGAUUCACACACAAAUUAAGAUUCAGACAGAGAUUACACCUGAACAAUAGUGGAUCAGAAAUCACCUGAGGCUCUCAUUAUAUCACCUAAUCACAUACAAACACACACACACACACACACAGUCAGAGGGGUCUCUCAGAUUAAAGUGAACAUAAAUAUCAGAGCUGCGUGCUGCAGCAGGAUCUAAAACUUUGAUUUUGCUUCAAAGCUGAUUUAUUUCUUUGUGGUGAAAAGUCUAGACAUUAUUUCUGAUCCCAUCAGUGCAGACACGCGUUUCAGGCUCAAUGUUACUGAACUGUCUUCAGGGAGGUCUCUGUUGGUGUUUUCAGACGUCAUCACACUGAGCGAUACCAUCUCUCUCUCACUCUCUCUCUUUUCUUACACACUCUUUCCCUUGAGCUAGCCUCUAAAACUAAUUGAACAAAUUACAGUUUUCUACAUUUAUUGUUUUACUGUCCCAUCUUUGAGGGCUAAAGAGGUGUGGUUUUUGUGCUUGAUUAAUGCUGAUUUCUUCUGGUUGGAUGAUAAUGGAAAUCUUGGGUUCUGUUGGAGCAGAUCCUGCAGAAUGUAUCAGUGCAACAUUUCAGACUGAGCUGUAAAUGAAGUAUGUAACUUUAACUUGACUGUUUUUAACUAUUAGACCUCUGCAACUUUGACUUUCACAUUCAUGAGGGUCUCAUUUUAUGUGCAUGACAUGAAAAUAAAUACAGUCAAUCAAUCAAUAGACAUCCUUUUACAAAUAACACUGACUAUGGCUUUAAAUUGUGGCAGUCAAAUGAUUUAUUGUUUAAUCACAAUUAAUUGCAUUUUAAUCUCGUAUUUCUUUUGUUUAUUAUCCUUUUUAAAUACAAACAAAAAGUUAAAACAGACAUGGAAUAAUUAUGAGAAAAACAGCUUAAAGUUGCAGGACAGAAUAAGAAUAUCGGCAAAAACAAAAGAGGAACAUAAAGAUGUGCAAAAUAAAGUACAUGUAGAGUCUGGAUCAUACUUUAUCGAUUAUAUCUGUCAUUUAUAAGUCCAGCAGCAGCAUUACUGAGGUAGACCAAGGUAACCAUGUGUUUAAAACUCCAUUAUUUCACAUUUCAAAUAUUUUUAAGUCCAAAUGAACAAUAUGUUGAUUUGGGUAUCAAACAAAUGCAAUAAAUUGUACAUCAUAAACUUUAUGAAAAAAAAGCAUUAAAACUCCAAAUAUUAUUAUUAUUAUUAUUAUUAUUUUUACAGCGUGUGAACAUUGUUUUUCUUCAUUGCCCAUUUCCAGCUGCAGCCUGAACAAAAACAGUCAUUGCUUUUCCGUGCACAGUUCAGUUGAGCUCUGAGUCGAGCUCCAUGGUGUCCUUGUCUCAACAGCUUCAUCUUUUCCAUGUCAGUUCUUCUUCUGUACAGGUUUGCUUUACUCACAGCUUUCUUUCUAUAACUUCAUGCUGUUGGUCAAAGCCUGAUGUAUAUGACCUGUGGAGCAUGCUCAGAACGCUCAGGAUUUGGAUGUUGAAUCACUUUGGAUUUGAAUGUGGUGUAUGUAAGAGAAAUCUGAUCCACAACCACAUUAUUUAGGUGUGGUCUAACUAUGAGAAUCAUGAUUUAGUCAGACUAAUGUUAACAUGUCCUCUAAAAGUCCUGUUUCAAUCAGACUGAUGCAAUAAAUCCCACAAGUUUUAUUGUCCAAGUUUUAAACUGUUCCGUUUGUGAAUCUCUGUGUGUGUUCAGUCCAGGACAUAACCUCCUGGUAGCUCACAUGCAGAUCUCUGGACCUCUUUAUGAGCCAUUUGGAGCAGAGCUGGAGCAAACUGUGAUGCACAAGAUCUCUGUAAAGUAGGUAGUGUGUGUCCACAGUUGCAUGUUUGAUCAUAUCGUGUUCGCUCAGGCUCUGGAACUUGUUAAAAAAUGUUUGAUCAUCUGGAAACUCAUCUAGUUUGACCUUCUCUAUUUCCUUUCAUUCAACAUAUUCAGACCUGCACACUGGAUCAAAUUCAGUACUUUUUCUUGUUUGGUGCAAACGUUUUCCUAUUUAUUCCAAUUUCUUAAAAUCCACAAUUUUCCUAUUACUGCUUUACUCUGUUUGAAUUUUAUUUCAAUGGCAUCAUUCAUUUAUUUAAAAACUUUCAUUUCCUUGUGCUUUUUUACCUCCUUUUUUAAGAUAAGUUUAACCCACUGUGUUGUUUUUACACUUGACAUCGCUGUUUAGUGUGUAACUACUUUGUUAAAUAAUGUUGUAAAGCUUGAUUGUAUGAUUCUUUCAUCCAUUUCAAAGGUCCGAUCUUUCUCUACUGCUUUAUCUCACCCUGCUGCUUUCACCUAUAUUUUACACGUUUAUUGUUUUUACCUCUUUAGAUUGAACAUGUUCUGACCUCCCUGGUCCUUCAGGGCUCAGAUCAGAGUCUCAGGUUCUUGGUGUUGCCUGGGCCCCUUGGGGAUCUCAUAAGCUCUUAGGGCCUCUCAAAGGUUCUUAAGAUUUCCUGUGAUGUUGUGGUUAAUCAAGAUAAAUGUUGUUCUUGUGAUCUGUUUGAAUACUUGCUUUUCCUAUCAGUCAAAGAAAGAACUACGUAAACCCUUGUUUUAAAAAGUGCUUCAUGAUAAAGUUAUUAUUGUUGUUAUUAAAUGUAAAUCUUACAGAAAUGAUGAAAUAUUUUUAAAAACUUUUAACUGACCGCUUAACGCUACAUCAGAGUCAUCCAUUUUACAUUUUUCCCUCUCUGUGAGGACCUGAGGCUCUUCUGAACCCUUCUCUGCUGUUGGCUCAGCCUCUCUCUCUCUCUCUCUCUCUCUCUCUCUCUCUUGAUUCUCUGUCUCUGUCUCUGUCUCUCUCUCUCUCUCUCUAACUCUCUCUGUCUCUCUCUCUCUGACUCUCUGUGUGGUUCUUGGCAUCAGAUUUUCUUCUGCUUUGUUGCCAAAAGAAAACAAGUCCAACUUCUCCUCCCUCUUCUCUUCUCUCCUCUCCUCUCCUCUUUACAGAACUCUCCAGCUCUGCAGGAACUGUGUAAAAUACAAUCACCUCCACCUGAUCAAACAUGGCACUGAAUGAUAGCAGAGUUUGAUGUUCUGGGGCGUGAAGUGUGCAUUCAGCUCUCUGCAAAGUUUUGAAACAGGACAAGAUUUUCCAGAGCCUGAAUAUGUCCUACAAAUAAAACCUGCAGAAUCCAUUACUUGAUUCAUCUCAUGGAUUCAUCUUUUCUUCUUCUACAGCAUCUAGACUGACACAUAACUCCAUCACAGCACAGACAGAAAUGAGAAAAAAAAGAGUUUUCUGCGCUGAUUUUCAAGUCUGUUGUUUUGCAGGAUUAUUGUUGCAGCAGUACAGCUGCUGUUUGGGAAAAUAUUUAUGAAAUGCGAACAUGUCUGUGAAUUUUCUGUUCAGUGUGAGGAUGUUCUAGGGUGCGUGAAAAGUGCAAUCACAGUGCAUCACUUUUCAUCAACUCAAUAAGGAGAAACAGGCUGCAAAUUCAGACACAGUGCAGAUUGUCAAAAGUCCGACAGGCCUGGAGUUUUUCUCUUGUGAGGGAAGGAUAAGCAGAGUUUGUCUUUUGCAGUUACUCUCCAGUUUUGUGGGUUUCGUCCAUGUGUUUGCAGCCGGUCUGCUGUUAAUGUUUUGUGAGUUCUGUGAUUAAUGAAGAUCUGUCUCUAGCAGCAUUGAGAGAGUGUGCUUUAAACUGUCCCCUGUUUGUGUCUCCUUGGCUUUCUGUGAUCUGGUGAAUAUAUAUAUGUAGCGUUUUAUGGUUGAAAUUUAAUCAAAUCAAAGCAAAACAUACAAAUAUUUUAAAGGCAUUUGAAAAAUGAACACUACUUCCUGCACACUUUUUAUCUAGAUAGGAUUGGUAAGUUUCUACAGUUUCUGUUUCAAAACUGAGAAGUUUAAUCAAAUUCAACAUAAACUGUGACUUUAAUUAAACAAAGACUAAGUAUUAAAAGUAGUUAACAGACUUUCAGGGUCUCUUUAAAAAAUAUCUUUUAUUAGGUGGGCAUCCAGAGAGACAUCUUUACAUUUCAUGUCUUCAGGGGCUCCCUAUAGGGGCACCUAUUUAAAAAAAUAUAUUAUUAUUAUUUCUAAAUCUUAGAAAUUGAAAAGUGAUUCAAAGGGCUCUUACUAAACAGUUUAUUUAUGACAUCCAGAAGGCACUUAUUUCAACAAUUGAUACACUAAAAGUUCAUCAAGAGGGCAUAUUAUAAAUUAAAUUCACUACAAGGGCAUCCAGAGGACAAAGUUUUGCAUUUCAACCACCAAACGGCAUCAGGAGCGAACUUUUUUUACUCUUAAAAUACUGGAAAGACAUCCUCUAUUUACAUUUUAAACACAAGAAGCAUCUAGAGGGAAUUUUUCAUAUUUCACGCCCACUGAAAGGGUACACAUCAAAGGGAAUGGGGUGGCAGUGGCUGGAGCAGCAUUAGCUCAAUAGAGCGGUGGUCUUAUAACUGGAAGGUUGGCGGUUCGAUCCCCGCCCUAUUCCUUUUCUGUCCAUUGUGUCCUUGAACAAGACACUUAACCCACCUUGCUCCCAGUGUGUGUCCUCCACUGGUGUAUGAUUGUGAGUGAUGUCUGGCGGUGUUCAGAGAAGCCGUAGGCGCUUAUUUGCAGCCCCAGGGCAGCUGUGACUACUAAGGUAGUUUACCACUACCAGGGUGUGACUGUGUGAGUGAAUGAAUGAUGUAUCCAAUGUAAAGCGCUUUAAGGUCACUGAUAAAAAAUAAAAAAGUGCUAUAAAAAUCUGAUGCAUUGAUGCAAAAAGGUGCUUUUUUACACGAAACACACUGGAGGGGAAUCUAGUGGUCACUUUUCAAACCUUUUAUCCAGGAAGAGCAUCCAGGGUCAGUUUUUAAUACAUAUUUUAACAACCAGAGAGCAUAUUUCUGGCAUUUUAUGCUGAAGGGGUUUCUGGAGGGGCAAUCAUUAUUAGUAUAUUCAGUCAAGGGGCAUUUAAUGGCAAGAUUUGUUCUGCAGAUACUGAAAGGGAAUCCAGAAAACACUUCCACAGGGAACUUUGUCCCUUUAUGUUCUCUUGAGGAGCUGUUACCAAAACUAUUUAUGCAGUUGCUUGGGACAGGGCUCCAUAGAGGGCAUCUAUAUCAUUUAAGAGAGCACUUUUAAAGCCUUUCUUUCAUACACAAGCAACCCUCUCUGGGUAAACCACUGUGAAUAAUCAGAAACCAGCCUGUGCUCUUUAUGGAGAGUGUUUGCUCUGAAGGUCUGGAAUUGUGGACUUCAUUCACUUCUUAAAUAUAAGAUCGCAACAGUUGACGUGUGUGUUCAGCUCAACUACUGCCAUAAAGAAAUGGUUCAGCUGGUUUGAAUUUGAUGCAGAUGAUGAAAUUCUUUAACAUUUAAUGCUUUUAAUUUGAGUCUGAUGUUUAGCUAAAGAGAAGGAAAGACUUACAGAAAUCUGUACAAAUCUUGACUUUGUGAAAGAGAGCAUAAAGAUUUGAUAUUUUAUAUUACGAGAUCUGCAAACCUUUGACCAUGCUCGGUCAUUACAUGGUCGGUAUCUGGUGCCCCCCUUUGACCCUGCUCAUGAUGGACUCUGAAGAGACCCUCCAGAAGGUGAAUAAAGAGUAUGUUUUAUAGACUGCUGGGAUCACUCUCUUGCUGACCAACAUGUCUCAGUGAUUCCCCGGAGGAUCUUCUCGCCUCGCUCUGACUUCUUGAGCUUUGGCUGAGCAAACAGCUCAUCCCCACUCCGUGAAUCCUGCUUUUCUUUCCCCUUGCCUUCCCAACAAUCAUCUUUUGAUUACUCCUGCUAAUUAAAACUCCAACAAGCUGCCACCCGAAGCCUCCGCCCCCCUCCUGGAGUCUUCCUUCAGGUCAGCCGAGUCCCCGAGGAGCGAGAGCAAACAGGAGAACAGAGGAGGAACACACACAGUCUGUUUCUGCGGCUUCAUCCUUUCUCCUCUCCUUUUCUCCUCCUUAAUCCUGAACCUCUUUAUGCUUGUUAAGCUGCUGGAGCCGUGUGGAGCACAGGGCACAGGGCCAGGGGGUCAAGGAGGCUUCUCCAAAGAGCCCCCCUUCCAGCGGCGGUGGUCCAGGUCCUUACUGAAGAGAGCUGCAUGAAUCCUCUGCUGGAACAAACACCCGGAGCCGCACCAAACAAGAGUUUAGAGUAAAUAAGACCAAAAGUCUAAAGCCGACUCUCUGCAGAUUUUAGACCCCACACGUGUUCGACUCCUCCAGCAGCAGGAAGAUUUGCUGCUGAUAUCACAGCCUUAAAAGUUGAAGAGGGAAAAAAAUUAAAGUUUCUCUUCUGUCAUAUAUGAUUUUCCUCUUUGGAAGAGGAACACGGGCUGUAAAUUUGAUCAGAUCAGUCAUUUGGAUUGUGAGGUAACUUAUUUUUGUCUGCUUUAGUGCUGAGGACCAUCCUCUAUGACUUUUUUUUUAUUUUCCUUUAAAAAAAAAAUUCCAGAUCUGUCUUCCAAGUUUUUAAAUCUCCAGUAUAUUUAAUGUGUUCCAAAUCUUCCAAACUGCCAAAGUACGGCUAAAGACAAAGCUUCAAGCUGAGCUCCCAGAACAACUAAGACCAACAACAACAAAACCAUCCAUGCACAUAAGUUUAUUCCAGAUAACAAGAAGACAAAAUGCGUGCAACCAUGAUCAUUCUCAGUCCCAGUUCGUCACGCUGGACUGCAGAGUGUCUGCAAAGUGGGUGGACUAAACCGUGACCUUAAAACUUUGAUGUGAAUUAUGGAGUACCCGGUUAUUUAUUUCAGGCUAAUACCAAGAAACUUUCUUAAAUCCCUGAGGAACUUCCUAGAGUCAUGUUGCAUCUUUGUUCUGGUCACUGGCUCUUGUAUUUCUGUCUUUUUUAUGUCAACACUAAUCUAACACAGCAGCCCAGUGUGUUUCUGAAAGGAUGCUCUUCUUUUUUGCAUUAAGUCAUAUAUUUAUGGCAUUUAGUGAUUUAGUGUGAACUGUCAUAAUGUAUUUGUGCAGUUUACCUUCAGAGCUACCAUAGAUGUAUAGCAUCACCACCUGCACUGUUGUUUUAUAACAACGUUGAGGUUAUCCAUGUUUGAAAUGACUUACAGACACUCCCUACGAACUCCAGCAGUGCAUGUCUGUGCAGCAGCUGCUGUCAUUCAUCCAGCUCAGAGGACAACUCAUACUCAGUCGUUGCAUCAGUCAGUCUUUAUUUUUACAGCCACGGCUCACACCAAAUGAUAUCUGAAGACGCUGCGCAAAAAGAGCUGGUUUAGAUCAUACUCUUUGUUAUAUUACAUACAAAGAUCCCCACAAUGAUUUUUUUCUCUUCAAGAUCUCAUGAACAGGACCGCGAGAAAGUUUUACAUGAUAAAACUCACAAAACAGUUCUUUUAUUCCUCUGAAAGACUUGGUGUGAAGGCAGAAAACUCGGCAGAAUUAGAGUAGAAAUAAAAAUACUUGAUUUGAAAAAAAAAAUGGGCAAAAUGGAGGAGGUGAAGUGUCCAGCCUUACAGAGCAAGGAUGAUACUGUGUUUACACGCUCCGUCCUCUUUUUUUAUACUCUUUUCUCUCUACCAUUUCUUUCUGUCCUCCAUCAAAAUGAGGGUGCAGGCAGAGCGUACGUCCUGCACUCAUGUGAGAGGUGAGGGCAGUUCUUGGAGCCCGGAGGGACAUGUCAAGCCUCCUGGAGGUGUUGUGGGCUUAUUGACCUGUUAAUCUUGGUGAUGAGGUGGCUCUUGCUGCUCUUUCUUUUCCUGACAUAUCUUCAUGUCUGGGUGUUCAAGGGCUGUCUGCUGGGUUAUUUAACACUGAUAGGACAUGAAUGUUUUUAUAAAGAUGUAACGGGACAGGGUUUCCUCACUGAGAGCGUUUCCCUUUCAUUCAAGCACAUGUACCUUGUCUAUUUGAAAUUCAUAGUGUGCACAGCAGAUGAAAAUACUUGAGUUGUGGAUCGGUUAGCAUUCUGUGGUCGUCAUGUUUGAAGUCAUCUGCGUCGUCUUUGGGAUGUGACUCACUUCCAGUCUGUUUUUCUUUAUAUUUCAUCUUUAACAAACUCCGACUGACUGUUUCCUUUAAAGAGAGUCCUACGACCGCUCUUUAAGCUCUGUCAGCUUUUUACACCCAUCAGUCAUCUUUGCUUUGGGUUAUUUUCUCAUCGUAUUUUUUUCUCCAGAUUGAUGGGCUGUGUAUCUACUCUAAAGAAAAGGGCAGAUGGAUGAGCUUUAAAAUUGCAUUUGAAGUAAUUAUAAUUCCAGCCUGACAUUUCACAGUAAUUUUCUUUUGUAUUUUAAACCAAGCUUACUUUGAGGCCAUGUGUUGGCCAUGUGUUGUUGAGUUUUCAUGCACUGAAACAAUUUGCAUCAUUAUAAAACCACAGCUGACCAGCACACUGUGUGACCAGGGAGGUACUGCGCAGGAUUUAACCAAACACAGACAGAGCAGUAGAGUGGCUAUGGUAGACCAGUUUUCUCUGAGGGCUCAAAACGUCGAUGUUUUUUGCAAAAUCAUAACUGAAGGAACUAACAGAAUUAGAGUGAUACAUUUACAUACAAAGGGCAGGUCUCAUGCACCUGAAGUUGCAUCCUCCAGAGGAGAGAGUGAGCAUAACGUGACAUCUCUUUGUGAUGAUGACGGCAUUAGAUGAUUAGUCAGUCAGUAUCAACAGCUGUCUGUGUCUGCAAACACGCGUGCACUGUCACAGCUCUAAUGAAAUUCAUACUAAACACUUACUAAUGAAGAACAACCUGCAGGCCUUUAAUUUCGUGUCCUGUUUACUGUUGACAUGAAAGUAAAUAUAGAAGCGUGAAUGUCUUUACCGGACAGACUUCUUCUUCUUAAGACAGACAGAGCCUAAUUUACUUUAUAGUAACUUAAGGAGAGAUAUCUGAAAAUACAAGGGAAAUAACUACUUUCUUUUGUCCUGAUGGUGUUUAGCCCAUGUGACUCAUAUGUCAGAUGGUGAACCAAAACAAACCAGAGAAAAACUCAGAAGUAAUCUUUCAUUUAAUUGAUUUUAUUAAGUUGGUUCAAUAAUAAGUUUUUCAAAGACGAUGUUUCAUUACCAUGUUCAAGUCUUUGUAAGAGUUAAUCAAAGCUUUGUGAACACAUUUAAUUUUGCUUGUAAUAAAACAUCAACAGGUAUUCAUAUAUAAAUAUUAUGAUAAGACUGUAGAGGGUUAAGAUUAAUAAAUCCUUUAUUCUGCACUAAUUAGAGAUUACAGUGCUCCUUUACAGCUUCUAGAGCCAAAGUGUCUGUAAGAAUAACCAGUCUUUCAUCCUCCAUCCACUUUAGUCUUAUUCAUGUUAGUUAAAUUUAGCCAGUGAGUGGUUAUCGGGGAACUCCUAAGUACUAAUUAAUGUUUUAUUUAUACUAAAAGCUUAUAAAGCUUUUAUUAACAUUGAUAAAUGAUAAAUUGGUGAAUUUUUAUUGGCAAUAACUUCCCCACAAGAUGUGUUUAUUAACACUUAUUAAUAUUUCUGAUCACCUGUAUAGCCUUAUUGGUGGUUUAUUAAUUAUAAACAAAUGUUUAUUGCAAGGACCGUAAAAUAAAGUAUCACCGAAACUACUGCCAGUCUGUUACAUAAUAGUCCAAGGAGCAGCCAAUCAUGGUCCAGAAAAAAGCAGAGCUGCUCUGUAAACCAAGCUGUGGCUAUAAAGUAACUUGUUGUAUAUAUAUAUUGUUCUAUAUUAUUUAGUUUCCUCCCCUUUGUGUUCCUCUGUGUCCUCAGGUUGUUCGCCACCAAGUGCAGCGGCUGUCUGGAGAAAAUCGCCCCCACUGAGUUUGUGAUCCGAGCUCUGGAGAGCGUUUACCACCUGAGCUGUUUCUGCUGCUGCAUCUGCGAACGUCAGCUGCUCAAAGGAGACCAGUUUGUCCUUAAAGACGGUCAGCUUCUGUGUAAGAGCGACUAUGAGAGGGAGAAGGACCUGCUCAGCACUGCCAGUCUGGACUGCUCUGACUCAGGUGAUGAACCUUACCUUCUCCGAAGUACGGAGACUCACAUUCAGGCACAAAGUGGACGGCAUUAUAGAGAUGACAUGUCUGCUUGUUGACAGAUAAGAGUGAAGAUGAAGAUCUUGAUGUGAAGUCAGAUAAAGGAACUGCAACAGGAAAAGGCAGUGAUGACAGUAAAGACUCCCGCCGGCCCAAACGCCCCCGAACCAUCCUGACCACCCAGCAGAGAAGAGCCUUCAAGGCCUCCUUCGAGGUCUCCUCCAAACCCUGCAGGAAGGUGAGUACUUAACGCUCCAACCAUCCACCUGCUGUUUGUCUUCUAAAGCACAUUUUACACAGCGUCACAGCUCUUGUAGCAUAAUAAGAUAUAUAUAAUAUAUACAAUAAUUUACAUAAAGUAUAUAUAUAAUAUGUUUGAAAAGCUUCCUGAGUAUACCUGUGCUCUGACCUGCAGGUUAGAGAGACUCUGGCUGCAGAGACCGGACUCAGCGUUCGAGUGGUCCAGGUUUGGUUCCAGAACCAGAGAGCAAAGGUCAGUUCUCCCUGAAUAUUUGCACUGUCCCCCGCAGCUUUAGACUCUGCUUUCACUCACAACGCUCCAAAAUAUCUGGUCCUUCUGUCAUUUUUCAUGGCUGUAUUGGAACACAGUUGGUUUUACAGUCUUUCUGACUGGACCGCCUCCAUCUCCACCCCAACAAUGAACCCUCCUCAAGCCUCUGAGAUCCUUCGUUUUUCUUAUCUUAAUACCAGAUGUGAACGAACUGGGCCUGCUCCGCUGUGUUAAAAAUGUACCGGAGCAUGACUCGGGUUUGACUGUAGCCUCCCUGUGUAUGUCUGCAGUCUUUAUGUUUGUCCACUUUUUAGUCAUCAGUGUAAAUGGUGUCCUCUCUCAGCUGGACUGUGGUGUCUGGACAGUCAGAGGAGAGAGUUUAGAGAGAUUUCAUGGAGGAAAUAUCUGCAUCAUGCUCCAUCCCCAGAGGAAAAUAACUCCACUGGAGGCUGCCAGUCUCUGAUUUUCAGUCUUUAGAGGAGAUUUCAGCUGCCUUACAGUCUUACUGACUAAACUCAACUGUUCGGAUCCAAAAAUGGAUCCAUACUGGCAUCAAUAGACGCAGGACGACAAAUCCAAGGAUAAGUAAGACACCUGUCGACUUUUAACUGAACAUUUCCAGAGAAAUUUUUCCUUCAUGCAUUCUGGUGAAGGUGUUAAUCUGAGCACUUUGGAUGCAUUUGAAGAAAUCUGAUUGGGCAACAGCCCACUAACUCGUCCUUAUCUCCAGCUGUCCAUCAAAAGAAACAGACGAGCUUUUCUCUGCAAAGAAAGAUAUUUGCUGUUAUGUGCAAGACAAGAGUCACAUGACUGACAGAGCUGUGGCUGAGACAGUGAUGUGUUAACUAGUCUCCUCAGUAGCUUCAGAAACCUGGUCAACACACUCGUUUAGAGUUCGACAUCACGUCCCCUAACCUGAGAGGACUCGUUCAAAUGUCCUCUAGUUUGUCAGAGUCGAUUAUAACACAGUCGGAUUUUGUGUCGUCAUCCAGAUCAUGGUGAACACGGGGUCUUGUGGUUCUGGGAUUUUGUGCCAGAGGGCUUAGUUGUCUAAAACCAGUCCUUCAUCAGUUAAUCCUCCGAGGAUCAGUAAUUGAUAAUCUGUGAUUUGGUGGAAUUUGUGAGAAUAAUCUGAACAAAGUCUGAAUAUCCAGUUGGCCUUUUACUGCUGUCACAUAACUGUUUACCCAAAGAGUCUACUGUAUAAAAAUAACAACGCUGAAAUAAGUCUCUGUCACUAGUGUCUGUUUUACAGACCCGUAAGGAACACUUUGGUUUAACAUUGGUUCAGUUAGUCAUUUUACUAUUAUGCUUUAGACAAUGUUGAGAAACACAUAUGAUCCCCUGGGUUACACAACCUCAAGACUUGUUUUGGUUUGUCCACAGCACAAAGAUAUGCAGUUUUCUGUGAUAGAUGAGGAGAGAAACUGGAAAAUGUUUACAUCUAUUCACUGGAUCUCUAAAUACUCUGGUUACGUUUGAUAACUGAUUGCAGCUCCAAAGUUUGGUUAUAUUUUCUCUUUCAAAGAUGUAGCAUUAUGAGAGUGAAUAUAAAGUUGGACGCCAGGUUUUAAUGUGGUUAAAGUUUCAGUUAAUGAGGUAAAUUUUCCCUAGAUGAGAUUCUUGGUUGCUCUGAACGGCGCGAUUAUAAAAGACAUUCUGUCACAUCUAGACGGGAUAGUUAUAAAUCUGCAGAGUGUAACGCACUGAGGUGUGAUGGUGGGUUAAAGUUGUAUUUCCUCUGAUCCUCCCUCAGAGGUGGUAAAGAAAGUGGAAUAGGGGGAAGACGGUGGUGUUGAGUAUUGUCAGAGCAGACAGGGUGGAACAGCUCAGUGUGUGCAUAUCUGUGUGUGUAUAAGUGGAGUCCCUGCUUUGUGUUAUAAAGCCCUGCCUUUUGAGUUCCUGCAAUAAAAUAUAAUGGUAAUGACACUCUGGGACACCAAUAUUAUGUCUUUUCAGGGUGCAGUGAAAGUACAACGGUAUCAUGACUGGGAAACUCUAUCACUAUUUUUGUCCCUUUCAGUGCCAAGGUCAGAAAUGGAGUCCAAAUAUUUUACCAUAUUUAAUUGUUUGUCAUUUUAUAUAAAGACAAACGACUUAGUCAGAUGGCAGCAGUGGAAGUGGAUUCUAGAGAGCAGGCUGAUAGGUAGAGAAUGGGCUCGUAGUGCUGGGGAAAAGGGCUUUAAAGAGAGCAUUUUUUUUCCAAACAAGCUAAACUAAGAGAGAAUAGAGGAUUUUCAUAGACAUCAGCCUCAAGCAAGCUGAGUUUUCUUCCACUUAAUUCUUAUAAUACAUUUAGAAAGAUUGGCAUGUUAAGAUGCUCCUGUCAGGUGUCGUAAUCUUUUUCAUCUGCUCACAAAUUCCCAUGCACAGAGCAAAGAUGACAAUGUGAAAUACAUCCAGUCAGUGUUUUUUGAACUUCAUGUUAACUCUGCAUCCUGCUGCCCCAUCAGGAAGAAAAAUCACUUUUGUUUUUAGGCUGUAAACAUGUUAUUUCUGCUGUAAAGUCAGACUUUUUAACAUGGGGCUCUGUGGGGACUGCCCUCAGACUGUUUGAAUCUUGGAUGCAGUCUCAGUCACGUCACCCUUAGGUUUCUGCAGAGGCCUUUUGAGCUGCAAAGACGGCAGUAAUAAUUUUGUAAAUAAUGAAUCAAUCUAACUUUGCAUCGGUCUAAUACAGGCAAAGAGUUGGAGCUAAGUUGGUUCUUUAACUUCAGGGAAAACAGCUAAAAGCACAGUCAUGCACCUAGAUAUGCUUUGAUCUAAACCUUUAUACAAUUUUAACAGUUGUGUUAUAAAAAUCACCCCCUAAAAAGUUUGUAUGAUAAAAUAAAUAAGUGAUAUAACCAAAAGCGGUUUUGUACAAAAAUGUAAACAUGUGUAUUUCUGCUGUGAAAUUGGACAUUUUAAUAUGGGGCUCUAUAUGAACCAACUCACUCCAGGACACAACCUCUAGUGGACACUCUGGGAACUACAGGUUUUUAUUGUAUUUCUGCAUUGGCUUCUUAUUUUAGCCAAGAGGGUUACCCAUCAGAUAAACCUUUUUGAGAUGUAUUAGAAAGAAAAUAUUUAAAUGCAUGAAUUAAAAUUUCUCCAGGCUCUGUAGUUUAUUAAGAACAGUUUCAUAAAGCCAAGAAACUUUGUGAAAAAAUCCUUCUAGGAAUAAAAUAGCCGGAGCAGAGCCAAAACCAGACAUAUAGACUUUAUUUCAUCCAGAAUUUUUCUGCUGUUGUCUGAGAAGACCCCGCUGAAAUGAUAUUUCAUAUCUGGCAAUUUGAUGAAGAAAAUUUUAAGAGCGCUGCACCACCUCAGUGCCAACAAUGUAUCAAUACGCAAAUGAAAAUAGUCCCAAGACCCCCCACUUUUUCCUCUCUUUGCUUGACUGAAAACUAUGAACCUUUUCCCACCUUUUGAUACCCAAACAUUACAUUUAGUUUUGAGAUUUGAAAUUUAAAAUAGAUAAUUCAGAAGUGGUUGACAUCUGUGUGUUGUUUGUUCAGUGUUAGCCGCAUGCUCAUCUUUUUACUGUGCUUAUUUAUUUACAGAUGAAGAAGUUAGCGCGCAGACAGCAGCAACAGCAGGAGCAACACAGCAACCAGAGGCUGGGACCAGGUGAGGGUUUAUCAUCUCUGCCUGUGUGUGUUUAAACAGUGGUGUUUAUCUGCUUCCUGUGGUCUUUCAAAAAAAAAAAAAUCAGUGUGUUUGGUCUUUUACAACAGAAAUGACAGGGAUUACUCACAGCCAUGUGAUUCCUGAUUAAUUUAGAGGAACAGUCUGACCUUGAAAUAUAUUAUAGGAAAAAUAAACAGAGAAGUCACUCAGCAAACACUCGAAGCUUGUCGUCUUCUUACAGAGUCCUGCAGUAACUCCUCUGCAAGUAAAUAUCACUCAUUCUGCAGGUAAAUCAGAGUUUCUCCAUGUUAAGGCAGUAAAAUGAGGACUCUGUGCAGUUCUCCUCCUGCAGCCUUCAGGCUUAUUGUCUCUGCGGUCUCACGGCGGAUAUGAGCAGACAGUUUAGAUAAGUGUCUCAAGGCUUUGGCAGGCGCUGCCUCUCUCUGUUCAGGGACUUCCUGCGUGUAAAUAUUGGCAGAGCAGUGGCUUUAUUACAGUGAAGCUGCUGCUGUUAACCAAAUGAGCUGAGCAAACCAGCAAACGGAGGAUGUUUGAAGACGAUGUUAGGAUGAGAUGAAGCCUCCUGCAUGAGUGAAGAGACAUCCUACAGAUCAAACACACGCUCAGUUUACACAAUGACUUUACAAUAAACUGAUUAGACUGUGUGCAUUUAAAGGGAACUGUUGGCUGCAGCAGUCUGUGGAUGCACAGGCCGUCUGCAUCCACAGGGAUGAGAGCACUGUCUCGGCUUUUGAUAUCAUUAUAUAGUCAGUUUAAAUUCAUGCAGCUGUAAGAGAAAGGAGGCCAAUAAAGUUUGUGUUUAUCUAAGUGCAUAGACCCACAACAAAUUCAGGCAGACCAGGAUCAGUUUUCAAUUUGCAAGUUCAUGGUCUCAAUCUCUGCUUUAGACUUUUUCAGUAAUGCAUGAUGUCCACUUAGUAAAUUAAGGUCGCAUUUAGGGUCAAAGAGACCAGAAGGUAGGGAAGGAGUUAGACAAGAAAUAUCAGAAACUGACAAGUAGAUACUACACUAGCUUAAAAAAGGUCUUACUCCUAAGGGCAUUUUGAGUCUUUUAUCCAAAUAUGGCCACUUCUUGCACCAUAAAAUUACAAAAUGGCAUUGGUAUAAACAAUGAGCUUCAUGUUUCUAAAUGGUAGUUUACCAAGGACAGAAUAAAGACUAUCCUGAGCAGAGUCAGGAGUCAGGAGCUCAGUCAACCAGAUUACCCUCCCUCCAAAAUGCGUCAUCAUUGCAGCAUGUCAGCACCCAUCAGAGAGGAUUUUGGUUGAACUCUUUUUGUGGAAAAAGUCAGUGAGUAGUCCACAUUUCAUGGCUGAUGCCAGUCCAUGUCAGAGUUGUGGUGAAACUGAAACCUGCAGCAGCAAUAGACCAAUAAAAUUCAGCCUACAUCCAAUUCCACAAUUUACAAGCCUAGUCGUAGGUGAACAACUUGGUCCACCCAUGACGGGAUUCUGUAACUUAUAAAACCAGCCUACACAGGGAGGUAACUCUGCACUGUCUGUGUAUUCACCACAGCUGGAAAUCGCUUAAUAACCAGUGGAUCCAGGAGGACUUAAUCAAGGGUGGCAUGAAAUUAAAGAGCACACAAAUAAAUAAACAAAUAAAUCUGACAUUUCUGUCUAUGUUGCUCAUAUCCACUGAAACAUGAAAGUAUUGAACAGUUGUAUUAUUUUCAGUGUGUAAUUUUUUAAAGCUCCUGUGAGGUCUUUUAGAUCUUUUUAGCUAGUUAGAAAACAGGAUGAAAUUCAAACUGAUGUCUGUUUUUAACCUACAAAAUCAAUGAACACCAGAUUGACAUUCUGAUAUCUGUGACCGAUACUGGAGGAUAUGUGUCAGCCGUACAGCUAUUGAAACAGCCCUUAUUUAGGUUGUAUAGAUUUUAUAAAAUUUUCACAAUAAAAGAUAAAGUUGAUGCCGCAAAAGUCUACAGGAGAUUUUUUUGGCAGAUGACACUGACAGGAUGAGAUAAGCAAAGACCCCUUUGUCCAAAAUUGACACAAAAUUUCACAACUCCAGGGACCAACUUCUGAAAAAGUGUUGCAUCUGUUAAAACACAGGCGAAAUAGCCGAUUAAACAUAAGUCCUGCCUCUGAUAGGGCCAGUCAUAGUCUGGGAUGUUGAGGUGGCCAAUCAGACAAAGAUGGCACACACUCAGAACGUACUCCUGCAACGAAUUAUCGAAUAGCUGACUUAUUUCAUAUCUAUUCAGACGCCCCUUUUCUGUUCAUAAUAAUAAAAAAAUUAUAAUGAUGACAUUAGAGCAGCUUGUUCUGAGUUGUUUCCUCUGUAUUUCUCAGACAUGUUAUCGAGCUGUAUGGAGGGUCUGCUCAGCUCGUACUCAGGGCCCCUCCCUCCAAACAACCAACAGCAGCAGCUGGUUACCAUGGAGACCAAUGGGUACAACACAGACCCCUUCCAGCAGGGCCUCACCCCCCCACAGAUGCCUGGAGACCACAUGAACCCCUACGGUGAGUUUCUCUGACUUUACCCGUCGGUCAGUGUUUGCUUGGAUGUCUCAUUACUGAUCGUCUGUGUCCUCUUUGUUUCCUGACUCACCUGCAUACACCUUCAGAGUAUGAAAGUCUUCAGUGCACAGAAGUAAAAUCAAGUGUCAGUCAGUAACUUACUCACAUCAACACCGUAUUCGUUCCUUUUUUUUUAACUCAGUGCCCCACAUCCUUUUUAUCAUUAAUUUUUUUCCUCCUCUUGGAAGUUUUUAUUCGGGUAUUUUUACCCCUUUUUUAGAGAAAAAAAAAUCCUCCCCUGCAGUUAAAAUUAUUAUCUUAUUAUUAUUACUUCGUUUGUUUUUUUUCUCUGUUACUCUGAAAUGACUCAUACUGACACUUUUUCUUGAAUGAUGACCAAGAUUGCUUUUGAUCAUGUGUUGGUUAUUUGGUAAUAUCACCCUUUGUGAUACUGUACUGUUAAUUAUGUGUUUUAACUCUAUAUUCCUCCUAUCACUUGAUCUUAGAAAUAUAGUAAACAUAUAUUUAAAAAAAACUGUGUAAAGGAUCAAUACCUGUAUUUAGAAUCAAGGAGAAUUCAUAGUUUCAUGCUUAACCUUACAGUAGGUGUCUGACUCCUCGUCUCCUCUCUCUGUAGGCACUGACUCCAUCUUCCAGGACAUUGACAGCGACACCUCCCUGACAAGCCUAAGCGACUGCUUCAUGACCACGCCUGAUGUCAGCUCCUUACAGGGAAACCCUAUCGACCGCUUGUACUCCAUGCAGAGCUCAUACUUUGCCUCCUGAGACCAUCCUCGAUACCACGAACCACCCUCCUUCCUCACUGCUCCCCAAGCAAUAAAACAGCUGUGCAGUAACAGGACACACUGGAUUCUCCUGCAAGGCAAGAAUCAGGGUUACAGCAGGGACACGGACUGCAGGACAUGAUCCUCCAGAGAGACCUGUCUGAGCUCAAAGGACAUGGAAAAAUGCUUUGGAGCUGAAGCAGAGACUCUGAUUUUUAAGAUAUGUUUAGUUUGUUGAAGCAAUCCCAGUCCGUAUUUGUACAGACAUCGUGUUAUUUGUGAUCUGAAAGUUUAAGCUGCAACAAGGAGCUGCAGAAACAUCAGACUGUGACACAAUUAAUCCGUUUAUUAAUGAUGUUGUGAGUUGAUUUAAAUGAAAGAAUUUAGCAGAUAAAGUUUUUUGGUGCAAUUUUAUAAACAACCAGCUCUACAAGAAACUGAUAAACACCAGUGUUUGAUUGUAAAUAAUAAUCUGAAAGUCAUUUCUUUUUUCUCAGAAAUAUCCAGAUUUGCAUGUUUGGAUGAACAACAAUUUAUUUAUUUCUCUCACCAAUGUGCUCACAAACUUUAAAUCUCAGAUUUCUAUUUAAGAGGCACAAACUUAUCCCACCAUGGUGUACAUAAACACAAACAUCCUGAUGUAACUCCUGUUUGUUUCUGCUAUUUAUAAAGUUUUGUGCUGUUUUAAUGUGUACAUCGGUAAAGCUUUGCUAUUUAUUUUUCUCACUGAAAAAGAGUGCAUGAUGAAUUUGCUAACUUAUGAAAAGUGUUGGUAUUUCAAAUAAAAAUGCAGUCUCUUGA